Larimichthys crocea (large yellow croaker) is the source of this 2958-nucleotide messenger RNA. It is a transcript of the gene dync1li1, whose product is annotated as dynein, cytoplasmic 1, light intermediate chain 1. The coding region runs from base 111 to 1586 and encodes 491 amino acids. Gene Ontology annotation, cellular component: centrosome; cytoplasmic dynein complex. Lineage: Eukaryota; Metazoa; Chordata; Actinopteri; Sciaenidae. The transcript is spliced from 14 exons. Gene Ontology annotation, biological process: microtubule-based movement; microtubule cytoskeleton organization. The record is from RefSeq and is a predicted model, not a curated record. Gene Ontology annotation, molecular function: dynein heavy chain binding.
UGUGCGGCCGGACCACGCCCCGGCCCCGGCGUGCGGUGCACCAGGCUAGGGUUAGCACACAGCUGCUACAUCCGGGCGCUCCGCCUGCUCGGUUUACAAACCCAGCGAAGAUGGCGACUUCAGGGAGGAGUGCAUUAUUAUCCUCCACCUCAAGUGGACCCAAGAGCACACUGGAUAACUCCAACCCAGAGGAGGAUGACGGACAGGAUUUAUGGUCAACCAUCCUGAGUGAAGUGUCAACCCAUUCAAGAUCUAAGCUACCGUCUGGGAAAAAUGUCCUGGUCAUGGGUGAGGUGGGUUCGGGGAAGACCACCUUGGUUGCUAAGCUACAGGGGGUUGAAGAGUACAUGAAAGGGCGUGGCCUGGAAUACCUCUACUUCAGUGUCCAUGACGACGACAUUGAUGACCACACUAGGUGUAAUGCCUGGGUGUUAGACGGAGACCUUUACCACAAAGGUCUGCAGGGAGUCGCAGUGCCAGUGGACUCUAUCGGCAACACGUUGCUGCUGAUAACGGUCGACAUGUCGCGGCCAUGGAACGCCCUGGAUUCUCUCCAGAAGUGGGCAGCCGUCGCUAGGGAACACAUCGACAAACUCCGGGUCGCCCCGGAAACGCUGCGGGAGCUGGAACACAGACUUGUAAAACAGUUCCAGGAGUACACAGAGCCAGGCAGUGGGGAGGAUGGCACCCCGCAGAGAAGGAGUGAAGAUGAGGAGAGUGUGCUGCUGCCUCUAGGAGAUAACACACUCACACAUAAUCUGGGAAUACCAGUAGUGGUUGUCUGCACCAAGUGUGACGCCAUCAGCACGUUGGAGAAGGAGCAUGACUACAGAGACGAACACCUGGACUUCAUCCAGUCUCACAUCAGACGUUUCUGUCUGCAGUAUGGAGCAUCUCUGGUUUACACAUCAGUGAAGGAGAUGAAAAACCUGGACAUCCUGUACAAAUAUCUGGUUCACAGACUCUACGGCUUUCCCUUCCACUGCCCGGCGCAAGUGGUGGAAAAAGACGCCGUCUUCAUUCCAUCAGGUUGGGACAAUGAGAAGAAGAUCGCCAUACUUCACGAGAACUUCCAAACAGUAAAAGCAGACGACAGCUUUGAGGACGUAGUAGUGAAGCCGCCUGUCCGAAAGAUUGUACAUGAAAAGGAGAUUCAGGCAGAAGAUGACCAAGUGUUUCUGGUAAAACUGCAGUCGCUGCUCGCAAAACAGCCAGCUGUGACAGCAGGGCGGCCAGUGGACACCACCAGCAGAGCACCCACCGGUUCCCCCAGGACGAGUAAUCGCUCAGCAGCGGCCAACGUAGCGAACGCCAUGCCUCAGUCGGGUCAGACCAGUGAGGGUGUGUUGGCCAAUUUCUUCAACAGUCUACUGACAAAGAAAGCGGGGACAGGGGGGCCCGGGACGCCAGGUGGUGGGAACAACACUCCGGGAACAGUACGCAAGUCAGACAUGAACUUAACAAAUGGUUCAAAGCUGGGCCUGGGCGACGUGCAGGCGGAGCUGGACCGCAUAUCCAGCCGAGAAACCGACUCGGACAUGCCCAACGCCAACGAGACGCCUGCAACCGACGGCCAGGACACAUGAAGACAAACACACACUUCACCCUGCACUCCUUCUCCACCCACCCCACCUUCCCCUCCACCUCAGUCAUCAUCCCCCUGUCCUUCCUCCCUCCACUCUCACCCUCCACUCCAUCACAAAGACGUGGGGAGAAAGAGGGAUGUAGGGAGGAAAAGGAGGGGUGGACACACUGUUCUGCCUCCCUAUCGUCUUUCAAUUUCUCCUCAAGGAGAAGAACUCACCCUCUCUUCCCCUUCCCCCCUUUUUUCCCCCACACCUCAUUCUCCCCCCGCCUCUCUUCUGUUCCUGGCUAUUUCGCUGAGGGCGAGUAUUUGUCACUGUUACAUACAAGACUGUCUGUUACAUGAGAGUUAAUGAGUAUGGGGGACCAACGGGGGUGUGGAGGUUGGGAUGAAGUGAGAGGCAGGUUGAAAAAGAUUGAUUGGAAGAAUGAAAGUGAGGGCGUUUUAUCCAUCCAUUUCUUGUGAUGGUACAGUUAGUGUUUUUACUGUAGGAACUGCUGAAGGGCGCAUGUUGAAGAAUCUGCACUUAGGUACUGUAGGGGUGACUGUGUGAUUGUGUGUUUAAUGUAUGUGGGGAAAGUCAUGCUUGGUCACAGGAAGAGAUUGUGAACAAAAAAAAUGCCUGAAACAAAAUUGCAAACAGUUGUUUUUUGUUUUUUUAAGAUGAAGGGACAAACAUACCAGUAUUUGUAUGUAUGUGUGUGUGUGUGUGUGUGUGUGUGUGUAUGCAUGAGAAGAUGGAGAAUAUUAAGGACGUUACUUCAACCUACCUGUUAUGUCGAGAGAUUUUUGGCUGUUUGCAUUUCAACCAAAAGGCAACAAAAAAAAACAAAAAAAAACAUUACUAUGCUCUUACACUACAAGCUCUUAAAACAGUGCAUACACUAUUGUUACGGCAGCUCUGUCUGCCACACUACACAAACCAAACGUGACAACACCAACAAAAAAAUAACAUCUUCAGAGUUUCACACUCAAGCACUAGUACUGUGCAGAGAGGAACCUAAGGUCCAUCAAAGCACCCUGUUCUACAAUUGGCCAAACUUACCCACGUUCAGUUCGGCUUGCAGCAGAGCACAGACGUACUGCUUGAACCUGUAGAUAACAAACAGUGCACUGGAAAAGGUGGUAGAGGGUAGUAGGGGGGUGAGUAGCUGAGCUUUACUUGUACAGAAAGAAGCACUAGUGAUUCAGUUCAGUAGUUACUAUGGGCAGUGUGGUGGGUGGGCAAGGGGGGUCAGAACAAGGGAGGGUCACACCACGAAUGUACAGUCAUUGUCUCGCUGAUUGGUCCUGUUAUUUCAGAGCUCUGUGUUGGCGUUUGUAUAAUCAGAUCUGUUAAUCAGUCAAAUAAAAGGUGUAUUUAUUCGGAUUCA